ACAUCAGUUACGUAUAUCCGCACAUGCGCAAUGCAGGCCCUUUAGCAGCCCUUUUUAUGCUUAGCGUUGAACGACUAGCAUCAAACGAGCAUCAAGAUGCAGCUCUUCUUGCGUGCCCAGAACACUCACACCCUUGAGGUGACCGGAGAGGAGACUGUUGGCCAGAUCAAGGCUCACGUACAGUCUCUGGAGGGUCUCCUGGUCGAGGAUCAGGUGCUGCUUCUGGCCGGAUGCCCACUGGAGGAUGAUGUCUCCCUGGCAUCUUGCGGUGUCUCCGAACACUGCACCCUGGAGGUAGCUGGCAGGCUGCUGGGAGGUAAGGUUCACGGCUCUCUGGCCCGUGCCGGAAAAGUGAGGGGACAGACUCCCAAGGUUGAGAAGCAGGAGAAAAAGAAGAAGAAGACUGGACGUGCCAAGCGUCGCAUUCAGUACAACAGGCGCUUUGUGAACGUUGUGCCCACCUUCGGAAAGAAGAAGGGACCCAACGCCAACUCCUAAGUGCUUAAAUGCCCAGAGGAAGGAGAAACUGCAACACCAUCCAUCAGUUUUUACCAAGUUAAAUGUCAUCCUGUACAAAAUUAAAAAAAAAAAAUACUUGGCAA
Molecule: messenger RNA, 602 nt
Organism: Mugil cephalus (flathead mullet)
Lineage: Eukaryota; Metazoa; Chordata; Actinopteri; Mugiliformes; Mugilidae
Gene: faua
Product: FAU ubiquitin like and ribosomal protein S30 fusion a
Exons: 5
Coding region: 97-498 (133 amino acids)
Biological process (GO): translation
Cellular component (GO): ribosome; cytosolic small ribosomal subunit
Molecular function (GO): structural constituent of ribosome; protein binding
Source: RefSeq, a predicted model, not a curated record